Molecule: messenger RNA, 1100 nt
Organism: Mus pahari (shrew mouse)
Lineage: Eukaryota; Metazoa; Chordata; Mammalia; Rodentia; Muridae
Exons: 1
Coding region: 13-363 (116 amino acids)
Source: RefSeq, a predicted model, not a curated record
AAACGAUCCAAAAUGGUGGCCUCGGCCGCCAUUGUGCCUCCGCGCUUCCUGGGUGUUCCAGUGGGUCCUCGGCCCACCCGGGGCCGCGGCGGCCGGAGGCGGCGCCAGGAGGAGGGCGGGGCCCCUCGCAUCUCCCCUCCGGGCCUUUUCUUGCUCGCCCGCAGGGAGGCGAAGAUGUUGCCCCGGGGCCCGUCCAGCCCUCCGAGCCCUGCUUUCGCUCCCUUAUUUGGAGCUCUCUGUGCACGGCCGAUGGUGUCGCGCACUUGUGGGGGAAGCCGCUUUCCCGAGAGCGCUGCGGGGCGCUCCUCUCUCCGGCCACCCGCCCGGCUCCCGCUCUUAGGCCUGCAGCGUUCUCAGCCGUGACCUUAAUCCCUCCGUGCGACCUUUUUACAAUUAACUUCGGCAGCGCCGAGCCGAUCCCUGCGGCCUCUCGCGUUGCUAAGCAAGCACUGUCAUUGAACUGCACACACCCAGCCUUCUCAAAACAACAACAAAAAAAUUUUUUUUUUCUUGAAAUGGAGCCAUUCAUACCCUCCCCCGCCACUUACCCCCCACCCCGCCCACCCUCCCUGCGUCUGUUCCCCGGUCCUGGGAAUCACGGGUGUGCGCCGCCGGGACGGGCGCUCCGGGGGGCUUCUGAGCAGGAGAAUAGCGGCAGCCACAUGAUGUUUGCGUUUGGGAAGUGAGCGCUCUGCGCAGUGCUGACCCUUAUCUAUCACCCUUGACUGAUGGCUGACGUUGGGGAUUACCACCGGGAGGUGGCAGGGGAAAGCGCAGUCUCCGUCUUCUCUUGUCCUUUGUGUCUCCACCCUCGCGUGAGUCGUUAGUCAACGCUCAUUUUCCCGCUGUCUCCGAGCUGGCUCCCGCCUGUCGAAGUGUGUGAUCCUGAAUCUGGUUAGGGGUCGAGCCCACUCUCUGUCUCUCCCGCCUGGAGUUCCGUUUUUAUGUCAUGAGUCUCUUUGUUUCUCUUCUUUCGGGACAAAGGUUUCACGAUUUAGGGAAGAAUAGGACGGGUGUAGGGAUGGACGAGAAAUGUCCGUUCGUGACUGAUGAGUUUUUCCGGUUUUUUUUUUUUUUGUUGUUGUUGUUGUUGUCCCCUC